AUGAUAUGCCUCUACUCGCGUCUGAUUCAAAUCAGCCGACGGCAUGAGAGACGCGCCCGAGCAAACGACCCUUAUGGAGCAAACAACAUCCAGGACAACAAAGCUCUGAAGGUCUUUCUUCUAGUCACCUUGACGUUCGCUGGUUGCCACACGCCAUUUUUCGUCUGGAAGACGGUGGAGGGUAUCACAGGGAACGCUAUCCCACAUUGGCUGGAGUUCGCCUUUGCCUGGUUGCCUGUGUCCAAUAGUGCCUUCAAUGUGUUCAUCUACUGUCUAUUCCAUCGGGUUUAUCGUGAAACAGCGAAGAAAAUCCUCGCGGAGAGAUUUCCUUGCUUUAAGGGCUCUGUUGCACCAGUCAAUAUCUGA
This is a messenger RNA of Patiria miniata (bat star), 366 nucleotides long. RefSeq names its product trace amine-associated receptor 13c-like. Bases 1 to 366 code for a protein of 121 amino acids. Gene Ontology annotation, molecular function: G protein-coupled receptor activity. Gene Ontology annotation, cellular component: membrane. The transcript has a single exon. The record is from RefSeq and is a predicted model, not a curated record. Gene Ontology annotation, biological process: G protein-coupled receptor signaling pathway. NCBI's taxonomy places the organism in Eukaryota, Metazoa, Echinodermata, Asteroidea, Valvatida, Asterinidae.